This is a messenger RNA of Pecten maximus, 656 nucleotides long. RefSeq lists its product as uncharacterized. NCBI's taxonomy places the organism in Eukaryota, Metazoa, Mollusca, Bivalvia, Pectinida, Pectinidae. The record is from RefSeq and is a predicted model, not a curated record. Bases 75 to 572 code for a protein of 165 amino acids. Gene Ontology annotation, molecular function: acyltransferase activity, transferring groups other than amino-acyl groups. The transcript has 2 exons.
GGGUUGUAGACUAUGUAGGCACUUCCGAUAAACUUGGCGGGAAUAUCACACGCACCUUUUAUUGACAGAUAACGAUGUCGCAUAUUCACUAUUACAUAAAAGAAGAAAUAAGAAACAAUAAAAACAGACAUCGCUUCAGACAACUUGCAAGAGAAGUUUGUGGUGAAGUUUUUGAUGUGCCAGAAGAUAAUCGUGUUUUAUUUGCUUACCAAAAACUUCGUGGCAUGGAGACACUUGUUGGCGAAUUAAGUUUUCAACUUGCAAAUGAACAGUUGACAUCACCAGGGGUAACGUUUAAUUCGGAUUAUUUUCAUCAAGUCACAUUUAUGUUUGUGAAAUAUGAUUUUCAAGGAAUGGGAAUUGGUCGCCGUCUGAUAUCCAAAGUUUUAAAGAUUAUGACGGAAAAGUCUGUUCGGCCUGUUCGAGUACAAAGUGCAGAAAAAGCUGUUGGAUUCUUUGAGAAGAUGAAUUUUGUGUGUCAGUGUGAACCGAUUGAAAGUCUCUGUGGUGUGCAUUUAUUUCGAUUCAUGUAUAAUAUGGAAAGACCUCCAGGAAAACCUGCUUUUAAUUGAGAUCUGCAAACUUGUUACAUACCUGUGUACAAACAAACAAAAAGUGCAUUUCCAUGGAAGCAUGUGUAUUUAAUGUUUAAAAAA